This is a messenger RNA of Rhagoletis zephyria (snowberry fruit fly), 1413 nucleotides long. Its product is annotated as putative gustatory receptor 58a. The record is from RefSeq and is a predicted model, not a curated record. Gene Ontology annotation, biological process: sensory perception of taste. Lineage: Eukaryota; Metazoa; Arthropoda; Insecta; Diptera; Tephritidae. Gene Ontology annotation, cellular component: membrane.
AAGUGCAGCAUUGCGAGCUCAAAAUGCUUACUGCUAUAAAAUACACUCGUAGUACCUAUAGGAAACCUCAGUAGAAAAGACAAAAUGCUUCGCGAACGUUUACUACGCAUCGUAGGGACCAUUUCUUAUUACAACUCACUUCUGGUUGGCCUGCUGCCAGCGCCGCUGGACCGCCGACAACAAGAAUUCCGUUCUACGCGCAUUUACCUGACAUAUAGUGCCUUUGUACAUCUCUUUAGUGUAAUAGCCACCACAGUCGUCGGUUGCGUUUACUUCUUCAAUCUUGGUUUUAUGACUACGCAUUUGGUAUUGCAGUGGACCUAUGGUUUAACAUAUUUGGCGAAAAUUCUCUUCAUUAUAGUACUGGUCAAAGAGAUUUGGUGCAAACGAGGUUGUGUUAUGAAAGCAUACACGGAUUAUUGUUUGCUGGAAGCGCGACACAAAGCCUUAUUAAAGAAAAAUCAGUACGUGAUGCCUGACGGAAAUCCUACAAGGAAUGGCGCAGUAAGCGAGCACGGGAAAAUACAAAGCAUCAUCAGAGAUUGUGAAGCUGCGAAGAAAAGUGAAACACGCAAGACGUCCCUAGAAUGCCGUAUUGCCGAUCUCAUCAUUUGCAAAUACCUUCUGGGCUACGGCAUUGUCGUUAUGAAUGCAUAUAAUUUCGUCCACCGGCAAUCAAGCAGCGAUUCGGUUUAUCUCACGAUCACAUUUAUUGCAGUAGCGAUGAAUAUUUUUAUGCUAUCUGCCUUAGGUCAUUUCUUUUAUGUGCUCUGCCAGCUAUAUCGACAAUUUUCUGAAAUAAACCAACAGCUACAGAUAUUAAACGAGCAACUAUACCUGCAUAAAAUGCUGAUUGAAGAUAACGCGGAAAUGAUCGCCUGUCGCAUUAAUUCAUUGACCUCGCUGCACGUCGAUGGCUACCGUUUGGCGCAGCGUAUUUUCACAAUUGCCGAGCAGAUUUUGACUGCCUUGUUGUUACGCCUAUUUGCGGCGAAUAUGCGAACGGUUUAUAAUGUUUGCCUCUUUGUCAACCAAAAUAUGACGCAGAACUUGUGGUCCCUAACCAAAGAACUGCUUUUCACAAUAGUGUUCUUCUGUGAUACGGGAUUGAUGAUGUUCGUGCUAGAUGCAGCGCUUAGGGAAUGCAACGAUACGGGGCAGGUGUUGAAAGAAUUUUCUGAACUGGUGGAGAUACACGAAAUCGACUGCGUGAGAAGAGCGCUGGACACAUUUUCAGCACAUUUGCGCGCCCAUAAACUUCGUUACAUGGUUUGUGGACUCUUCGAAUUUAACAGAGAAGCAUCGUUGCAGUUCUUUUUAAUGGUAUUGGUAAAAGUAACGGUACUUGUUCAAUUCGAUAUGCAAAAUAAAUUGAGGGCGGGAAAAACAUACAUAAUUUAAAUAAAGAACAUC